This is a messenger RNA of Armigeres subalbatus, 2058 nucleotides long. RefSeq names its product alpha-methylacyl-CoA racemase-like. NCBI's taxonomy places the organism in Eukaryota, Metazoa, Arthropoda, Insecta, Diptera, Culicidae. The transcript is spliced from 2 exons. Gene Ontology annotation, cellular component: mitochondrion. The record is from RefSeq and is a predicted model, not a curated record. Gene Ontology annotation, biological process: bile acid metabolic process. The coding region runs from base 340 to 1467 and encodes 375 amino acids. Gene Ontology annotation, molecular function: alpha-methylacyl-CoA racemase activity.
GUCGAGAACCUUCCAGAUUUUUUUUGACCGGCUCGGGAAUCAAGCCCAGCCACCAUCAGCAUGAUCUUGCUUUGGAGCAACCGUUAUUUACCGUGCAACGUCUAAGGAAGGUACCUGAUAAGUCGUUCUUGAUUUUUUUGAGCAGAGAGUUUUACUUUCGCCUCUACACAACUCAAUACAUAUACCUACUUAGUUGAGGCGUAUACAACUGGAGUAUUCAAAUUCGGCAAAACGAGUCAUCGUCCAUAAUCUUUCAACAACCUUUGACCGAAGAUGUUCCAAUUUUAAAUGCGUAUAUUAGCGCGUUAACUAGUGGUUGAACAAAAAAAAACACCAAUUAUGGCUCUGAAAGGUUUUAAAGUUUUAGAAUUCGUGGGUCUGGCGCCAGGACCAUUCUGUGGCAUGAUACUAGCGGAUUUUGGCGCCCACGUUACUAGAAUAGAUAAGACGCCGCUAAAUACUUUUGAUGUUCUCAAAACCGGUAAACGAACAUUGGCCUUAGAUCUCAAAAAACCAAAAGCUGUAGAAAUAGCCCGUGCGCUUUGUCGCACAUCCGAUGUGCUAAUAGAACCAUUCCGGCCGGGUGUUAUGGAAAAGUUAGGUCUAGGGCCCAUGGAUGUGAUGAUGGAGAAUCCUGGACUAGUAUACGCCCGACUAACAGGGUUCGGUCAGAACGGCCCUCAUGCGUCUCUAGCUGGCCAUGAUAUCAAUUAUGUAGCCCUAUCAGGAAUAUUAUCAUUAUUCGGUAGAAAAGACGAACGUCCAACUGCGCCAAUAAAUUUCGCGGCUGAUUUUGCUGGUGGUGGCCUGUUGUGUGCUUUUGGUAUUCUGGCCGCAUUAUUGGAAAGACAUGCUUCUGGAAAAGGUCAAAUUGUAGAUCACGCAAUGGUAGAGGGCACUGCUUACGUUGGUAGUUGGCUAAUCCGCUCGCAGGCCCUUUCCAUUUGGGGAAAACCUCGUGGUGAGAAUGCGCUCGAUACUGGGGCACACUAUUACGACACUUUUAAAACAAAAGAUGGCAAAUAUAUGUCUGUUGGUGCGCUGGAACCUCAGUUCUAUAAAGAACUUUUGGAAGGCUUAGAUCUGCAGAAUCACUUAUCGCAAAAUAGUGAUGAUGAAAAGGCUCGCCAACUACUCGAGGCUGUAUUCCAGACUAAAACCAGAGCUGAGUGGACUGAAAUCUUCUCUACCCGAAAUGCGUGUGUCUUUCCAGUGCUCGAGCUGAGUGAGGUAGAUCAGUAUCCACAUAAUCAAGAGAGGAACGUUUUCCUGGAUCGAAACAUGACGAAGCAGAAACAGCUCGUUCCAACACCUGCCCCAAAACUUAGUCGGACACCGGCAGCUUCUGUGGCAUUGAUAGACGAAAAAGAUGAACUGCAAAUGGUAGAAGAAAUUUGCGAAGAAAUUAAUUUGGGGAAAGAGGAGAUCAAAAAAUUGUACAGAGAAAAGGUGAUAUUAAUCACAUAAUCAAAGCUGUUACAAAAUAGUUUAACUAAAAGCGUUUUGCGUUUCAAAUACCAACAUUAUAUAAAAUGAAUCGAGCAUUUGAAUAAAUUAGUUGUAUACAGUUGUGGUCUGGGCAGUAUGGUAUUGAUUGCUAAGAGCUUGUGUACUAAUGUAUUUUAUUGUUUAGUUGUAAUACACAGGAUUAUGUUCUUAUACGAUUUUUUUUUUCGCUCGUGUUUUUUGGAUCGUGUGACUUUUAUUUACCACCAGAAUCUUUGCAACAUGCUUAAAAAAAUCCUGAAUAAAUCAAAGAAAAAUCAUAUGAUAAUAACUAUGCGUUAAACAGUCAGGAUAAGUGCAAAAUUGAGAAAAUGUAAAUCGUUUAAAAACAGAAUACAGUGCUUCCCAAUUUCCUACAAUUUAUUCAGGUCUUGGAAAUUAUUUGUUUAAGUAUAGUUAAUUUACGGAUAAAUUUACCGACAAGUUAGUAUAGUAAACCACUUUCGCAUGUUCCGAAAGGCGGUAAUGGGUUCAGUGAAUAAAAAUAAAAACUGAAUAGACAUCUUGAAUCAGAAUGCCUAUCUGUUGGUGCUUGUUGGAUUGAAUCGUUUU